This is a messenger RNA of Durusdinium trenchii, 2544 nucleotides long. Lineage: Eukaryota; Dinophyceae; Suessiales; Symbiodiniaceae. The record is from the annotation of a GenBank genome assembly.
AUGGACCUUGAGAGAACAAAUAGACCUUGGUUCUCUAUCUUCUACUCCAUUUGUGGAUUGACACCCUUGGAGUUGGCAGUGUCACGAGGAUCUGUAGAGAAGGCAGAAGUGCUCUUGCGAGAUCCAGCUCUUAGUGGCGGCCUUGCCGAACUUCGCCUGCGACUUUAUGCAGUGGCCCGACACCUGCCGCAUUGGCCUAAGACCAACACCAAGGACAAUGCUGUCAGGGAAACAGAGCAAGCAGGCACGCAGGGAAGAGAAGAAAUAGAGAAAGAAGAAGAAGAAGAAUCAGAGAAUGAGAGGAAGGAUACGAGAAAAGACGAAGCUGAGAAUGGGAAGGAUGAGAAGAAAGAGAAGAAUGAAGAUGGCUUGGAUGUCUUGCGGAGUUUAAUUCCUCCGGAGCUCAAGCCCAAAAAUCAGGACGUGAUUGGGGAUAUCCCGUACAAUUGGCUGACUUUCUACCAAAUCAAAGUCAUGUGUCUCAAUGCAAACACUCGCUCACAGAAUGCAACAUCCCAGCGCUCUAUGGAACUCUUGCUCAACUCGCAAGGCUUUGACUCAUUCAUGCGGAACUAUUGCACUUGUUCGAUUCUGCUGGCGACCAUCAUUUUUGUCUUUGGCCUCAUCAUUUACGUGUCCUUUCGCUUAAGGGCCUUUGGCUGGCUCGACGUUCCAAUCUCAAUGGCCGACUUUUUGCCUGGGGCCUUUUCACCACAACGACUUGCAGAUGCAGAUUUUGACCCCAGCCGUCAAAGAAAGCAAUUGCCAUAUCAGAAGGUUCCACACAGGAGCAAAAGCUGUCCAUCCUUUACAGAGGUGCUGAGCUAUUCCUUCAAGGCACUGCUUGGCAUCUAUGCAUCAUGGCUGCUCAUUUGCGUAAGAAUCCCACCUGAGAAGGAUGCGUUUGACGAGGAGUACCUGACAGAUGACGAUGAAGAAUGCCGCUUGAAAGUCAGAGACUCGUGUGCCAUGAAAGCCAAACACGUGGGAUCGAUCGAGACAAUCGCAAGAGCGCUGUCUCUUGGUGGUCUGCAUUUUUGGCUCAUUUACGCAGGUCGUUAUUCGGAUUUAUUCUUGCUUGAUUUUCUCUACUUGGCUUAUGCCUGGCUGGUCAGCACCAUGGCUGGCAUCGGAGAAGAGGGUCGAGUUUGUGAUGAUACGGGAGAAACGGUGAUGGAUCCUGUGGAUGCUGCAAGCACUGUGACAGCCAUUUUCGGUGUACAACACGGGCCACGAUGGGCAAGAGCGCAGUGCACCACCCGCAGCACUGCUGCCCCAAACAAGGCCAAGCGCAGGCGCCGACGCAGAGGAGAUUUAAGCUCAGGGAAUGAGAAAGGCAAAGCAGAAAGCAAAAGGGACCAGCACGGACAACAAGAAUCCAAAGGUGAAAGCAAAGGCGAAGAAGACCCACAAAAAGAUGACAGGGCAAAAGAUGAGGACAGUCAGGAGAAGGCAGAGAAGGAAGAACAUAACGAGAAGUUUGAGCCCAAAAAUGAGAGGUUUGAAGAGAGCGAAGUCGAGGAACCGAAGCCGCCUGCCUUGCCCUCGCCCUCUUCGGUGACUUUCAGUGAUCGAUUUCAACGACAGCUCUUGAAUGCAGGGGUCAUGCAUGUGAACCACUCAUCUAUGUUGGAACUCACAGUGGUGAGCAUUUGCAGUUGCUUUUUGGCGAUUGUUUUCUUGUUUCAUUUGAGAUGGAUUUGUACGAGUUCCUUGGGCCACUUUUACAAGUCUGAAGCAGUUGAAGUGGUGAAAGCCUAUGGAUUCCCAGACUCCAUUGACCGUGGGCUGGCCAUUUCGGCUGAGAUGCUUUUGACGUGGCUUUGCUUCGAAAGGUUGUAUGACAUGAGCACAGUGCUUCAUGCAGCGACCCUAACUAUCAAACAAAGGAACGCAGCCUUGCGUUUCCUACGAGAGCACCAGCCUCCCUGGCCGGUCGGUCGAGAAGUGAGCUCGGUGACCUUGCAACAGGCCACCAAGUAUUUUGAGAAUGUCGCGAAUUGUAGCGAAUUUGCCCUGGAAUUGUCCGACGCUCGUUGGCACAUUCUGGUCAAACCCGUGGAGUUCCUGGUUUCGCUCACGGAGCUUCUUCUCGUAGCAGCUUUGCUGCUAAUCCUUUUGCCCAUUGCUUUGCCACCAUGCAUUUCUCGUCUUGCAUUUCUCUCUCAGAAGCAGCAGGCACUAGGCCUCGCUGCGUUAGCAUCCUCGGAUCCGAUACUUCCUCUCACACUUGGGCUUGUGAUGGUGUCGCCCACAGUCCACACUCUCCUCUAUGCGCACUUUGCAAAUGGUGAGGUGCAGCGGCAACAGAGCAUCUUGAGGAGUCGAGCAGAGUUCGCGUUGUCAAAGAGCCCAUUAAAACAAGAGGAGGAUGUGGAAUAUGUUCAGCUCCGCAACCGCUCCAGAGAAACCCUUUCCAAGGCACUCCUCAAGUGGAGCAAUGGGCGAGCCCUUGGGGUCGUGGAGCCCAUCAUGGUGCUGUACUUUGCCUUGCUUGUAGUUGGCCUAGCCACCAUUACAAGACUCAAUUUCAUCAUCCUUUAG